Penicillium malachiteum is the source of this 1179-nucleotide messenger RNA. RefSeq lists its product as uncharacterized. The transcript has 2 exons. Bases 1 to 1179 code for a protein of 392 amino acids. Gene Ontology annotation, cellular component: endoplasmic reticulum; SNARE complex. Gene Ontology annotation, biological process: retrograde vesicle-mediated transport, Golgi to endoplasmic reticulum. NCBI's taxonomy places the organism in Eukaryota, Fungi, Ascomycota, Eurotiomycetes, Eurotiales, Aspergillaceae. The record is from RefSeq and is a predicted model, not a curated record.
AUGACCGAUCUCACAUCAGACCUCAGCCAACUAGUGCUAUCAAAACAUGGCUCCUCAAUUCCAUCUCCAAAAGCCCAACGUCUACCCACCGAAACCCCCGACGAAUUCCUAAAGGAGGCUUACCGAAUCAAUACCCAUAUUACCUCUCUCCUCCAAUAUCUCCAAUCAAUCCGUCAUGCCUAUCUUACAACAACAACCCCCUCUCAACGUCGUAACCAACAACAAUCACCAACAAAACCCCCACCUCAAUCCCACCUCACAGAUCCCGAACGCGACGCAAUAGAUAAAUCAACAGCCCUCCUCCUCCGCGACCUAGCAGCCAGUAUCUCAAAUCUCUCAUCCGCCGAAUCCCUACGCCAAGAAACCGAAGCCUCAGUUCUCCGCAAACGAUACGGCCACAGCGCCGCAGGCGCCCUUUUAUUCCGCUGGGCGGGCGGCGCAAGCGUCGCGGACGAGGCGAACGACGCCGGGAAAUCAAGCGAGCAGAUUGAAGCCGAGGAACGGGCGAAGGGGAUCCGGGGCGUGCGCGAAGGGAUAUUAUGGUUUUUAAGACGAGGACUCGAGGGAGCGGCGAGUGUGCAACGUGGGAUGGUUGAGAAGAGGAUUGAGCGAGUGCGUGAAAAGGAGAAGAGUGUUUUGUAUAAGAAUGCUCGGAUGGGGUCUUCCAUGAAACCAACACCAACGACAUCUGGAGUUGAAAGCUCGGAGAAAUAUGGAACGAAUGGAGUGGGGAUGACUUCUUCUUCGUUGUCUGCGCCUGAUGCGGUGCAUUUGAGUGAGGCCGAUACGGCGCAUAUUGAGGCGCAACUUUCUCCGGAGCAGUUGCAGCUUUUUGCGGAGGAGAAUGCUACUAUGUUGAGACAUUAUGAGGAUACUUUGGGCAAGGUUCAGUAUGUAUUCAUUGUGCUUUUUUUUGGUGCUGAGCUGACUAGGUUUAGGAAUGCGGAGAAGUCUCUUAUUGAGAUUUCGUCGUUGCAGAAUACGCUUGUCUCGCAUCUUGCGACGCAGGAGGAGUAUAUUUCUCAAUUGGUUAGUGAUGCGGAUGCUACUACUACCAAUGUUGGACGUGGAAAUAAGGAGCUUAAGAGGGCCACUGAGCGGAGGAGUACUGCGCAGGCUGUUUUCUGGGGGACAGUCGGUUUGUGUACAUGGUUGGUUGUAUGGGAUUUAGUAUUUUAA